Messenger RNA from Aspergillus glaucus CBS 516.65, 1560 nucleotides. It is a transcript of the gene cox10, whose product is annotated as protoheme IX farnesyltransferase. NCBI's taxonomy places the organism in Eukaryota, Fungi, Ascomycota, Eurotiomycetes, Eurotiales, Aspergillaceae. Gene Ontology annotation, cellular component: mitochondrial membrane; mitochondrion. The record is from RefSeq and is a predicted model, not a curated record. The transcript has a single exon. The coding region runs from base 1 to 1560 and encodes 519 amino acids. Gene Ontology annotation, biological process: heme biosynthetic process. Gene Ontology annotation, molecular function: protoheme IX farnesyltransferase activity.
AUGAUUCCCCUCCGUUCCUCACUGUUGGGGCCCGGGGCAGCUUCUCGAGAUCCUGCGCGCCUGCUGUGUUCGCAAUGUCUACACCGUGCUGCGCGCCCGCAGCGCCCCUCCGUCCGGACGUUCGUCUUCUCGUCCCGCUUGCGAUCCGGUGUCGCUCAUGACAAUUCUCCGUCGUCUACGCUGCAAAAGACUUACUUUUCUGGGAACCGGACAGUGGACGAUGCGACAUUUAUCAGUAAUGGGAACCUCUUGGGCUCGUUAUCGACAGCCAAUUCCCCUGCCUCUCCCGCCAACACUCGUGCGGCAUCCUCGUCAUCCAGCGAUGCCAUACAAUCAAAUCCAGAGGAACUGCCUCAUAGACGGAGGAAACGAUUAAAAGAAGAAGCGACUGGGGACAAUGCCGCAGAACAUGUCAUUCCGCCAGAUGCAUCCGCGCAACUCUCGUCCUUUUCCUCCGCUCUCCCCACCACUUCUCUCCGACGCAAAAUGGCCGCCUUCCUCGCCCUUACCAAACCCCGUCUCUCGGUUCUCAUCGUCCUCACCACAACCUCUGCGUACGGCAUGUAUCCUAUCUCGACGCUCCUCACACUCGACCCGUCCAUCGCCCCGCUUCCGACCCUUUCCACCUCGACAUUGACCUUCCUUUACUUGACCACGGGCACAUUCCUCUCUUCCUGCAGUGCCAACACGUUGAACAUGAUGUUCGAACCGAAAUACGAUGCGCAAAUGUCCCGGACGAAGAACCGGCCAUUGGUUCGAGGCCUCCUCUCCCGCCGUGCAGCCCUUCUCUUUGCGAUCGCCACGGCCGCCUCGGGGCUUGGUUUGCUGUACAUUGGAACCAACCCGACUGUGACGGCGCUUUCGGCCUUCAACAUCUUCCUGUAUGCUUUUGUCUAUACUCCGUUGAAACGGAUACAUGUGAUCAAUACCUGGGUGGGAGCCAUUGUGGGAGGAAUUCCUCCGCUAAUGGGCUGGGUUGCUGCGGCUGGCCAGACGGCAACUGUGGGCCACGACACAUGGCGCGACAUGCUCCUCAGCGAAGAUAGCAUUGGCGGAUGGCUAUUAGGGGGCAUUCUGUUUGCCUGGCAAUUCCCACACUUCAAUGCGCUUUCCCACACAAUUCGCGAAGAGUACAGGGCGGCUGGGUAUAAAAUGCUCGCCUGGACCAACCCAGCUCGGAACGCGCGCGUCGCCCUUCGCUACUCCGUUCUUAUGUUCCCUAUCUCCAUUGGGCUCUGGUGGGUUGGUGUGGUUGGCCAUGGCUUCCUGGUUGGCAGCACGGUGGCCAAUGGCUGGCUAGUGAAAGAGGGAUAUAAAUUCUGGAAGGAUCAGGGUGCCAAUGGGACAGCCCGCGGCUUGUUCUGGGCUAGUAUCUGGCAACUUCCUAUCCUUCUGGUCGGAGGUCUGGUGACGAAGAAGGGUCUUUGGGACGGUGUCUGGAACGAGAUCUUUGGCCAGCCUGUUGAUGAUGAAGAUGAUUACCUCUACUACGAGGUUGAAGAGGAUGAACUUGAGACGAGUAACGCAGUCUCUCCGGGGUCGAGUUCUUCGUCAAGAUAG